Vanessa tameamea is the source of this 1550-nucleotide messenger RNA. RefSeq lists its product as uncharacterized. Bases 217 to 1254 code for a protein of 345 amino acids. The record is from RefSeq and is a predicted model, not a curated record. The transcript has 2 exons. NCBI's taxonomy places the organism in Eukaryota, Metazoa, Arthropoda, Insecta, Lepidoptera, Nymphalidae.
UUAAGUUGGUUUCAUAUUAUUAAUGACUUUGAUAUAUUAUGUGUAGAGUAUAUAAUGCAGUUACAUAACAGUUCAGAACAGAAUAUCUACUAAAAAAUCAUUUUAAAAUAUUCGGGAUAGCUAUUUUGUAGUUAUAAUCAUUUUAUACUAAUUUGUAAGAUCAGUGCCGAAUGCCGAUAUCAUUUAAAUAUAUAUUUAUAAAUUUAUAGUAGAACCAUGACGUUCUCCUGGAUUUUUAUUAUCACGUUCUCAUGGAUCGGCACCGCCAGCCUCCAGUACAUCAACCAUGCAGACCCUGCCAUUGAAACCCCAUUGGAACCACUAGAUUCGGCUGAUACCUACCCACCGUUACCAUACAUCAAUUACUUCAAUAUGCCCUCCCCCAGUAACCAUUACGAAUCUAUUCAAAAUGAUAAUCCUGUAGAACACAGUCAGUUUUUUGACCAAGGUCAUGAUUCUAUAGACUCGCAGCGUAAGAGACGAACUGCUGAAGAAAUGAAAGAAGUUACUGAAAAAUAUUGGGCGCCGAAUUUAGUUGAUAACGAUAAAACAUUCUUUUUGCGCAACGAUGAGAGAGUGAGCCCAGUUAUUGUUCCAUCAUUUGCUAUUGGGUCUAGUGGACCUGAGGGAAAUUCGACAUAUAAAAACGAUCUGAAUUCGAUGGAAAAACGGAGUUUCAGUCCAUGGGGAGGUAAGAGAGAUAACGCCAAUAUUGCCGAGCAUACGUGGACUUGGAAAAGGUCCAUCGGUAUCCGAGAACCAAGCAUGCCCAAGCGGGUUAGAUUCAGCCCAUGGGGAGGAAAGCGGAGUGGGCAAAUUAUAUAUAAACCAGGAGCAAAAGGUUCAAAAAUAAUAUUUUCUGCCUCUGUGCCAGAACUGACUCGGAUAAUAUCCAAUUACCUGCCAAGCGGUAAUAGCUUGGAUGUAGCUGGUUACCAGUUUAUACCAUCGUUGGACAAACGACACCCUAUCAAGAUCUUGGCUUUGAGCACUAAAAUGGACGAACGAACACUUCGAGAUGCCUUGCCCUUUAACACGUUUAUGGAAACCAUUCCGAGAAUCUUUAAGCCUGGUCAUCCAUAUUUGGAUAUUAAUUUGAAAAAAGACGGAAAGAGGAAGGUGAAAUUCAGUGCAUGGGGCGGCAAGAGGUCUCCUCCCAUCAUCGGACCUAUCUGGACACCCGUAGCACAAGACAUCAAAGAUUCCGCUUUGGAUACGAUAGUGUUAGUUCGAAACCAAGAAGAUGACUCCUAGGUCUAUAAUAACUUCGAUCAAGCUUAUGGCACAUGGUAACUGUGAAAUUUUCUAAUACUCAAAUAAACCUGAUGAAGCAUUAUAAUUAUGUUUAUUUGUUUUUUGUAAGUGCCAUAAUAUAAUAGUCUGCUAAAAUAUUCAAGAAAUAAAGGAGCCUUUGACAAAGAGGCUGGAUUUGUCAAAGGUUAUUAUGGCAUUAUAUCAAUGUAUUAUAUAUAUAAAAAUAUUAGUUAAUUGUUGUUUUCGAAUGUAAUUGUUUAAUAUUAUAAUUAAUUAAAGGCCAAAUACAUGCCUAA